AACGUCAAAACUCGGACAGGCUGUGACUGGGUCCGCCACAGCGGGAGCGGCGCUGAGCCCCGGAGGCGGCGAGAGCUGCUGCCGGUGCCGACACCACCAUCGCUACCUUCUCCCUCCCCCCCAACCCCCCUCGGCUGAGGCCAUAAAGCUCGGACCGGCUUCUCCAUGGCCCGGACAACCGUGCCCGGCUGAGCCGCUUUCCAGUUGGCUGAAGCCACUUUCCUGAGGUUGAGUCGUCGCGGCGGCGGUGGGAAUUGCAGGUGGCCCAGAGGAAGAGAAAGAAUCAACACAUUGGGAAAAAAAAAAUCUGAAAAUACAGGCAUUGUUCCACUUCCACUGGAGAUGAGUGAGAACAUUCCAAGGCAUGUGGGAUAACCAGUGAAAAGGCCUGGAGUCCCCAACUUCAUCCUUUCGACAAUAUAUUGGGAGGGAAGUAUUGAGUUUGAUGAUUGGAGUAAUGAGGUCUUUUGCUGCUUCUGUUGACUCACAAUAUCAUCUGAAACAAGUCACUUUAUUUUGCAUCAGUUUACAUAACUCACCUUCCACUUAUGCUUGCAGAUGGGUCAAGGGCUGUGGAGAGUGGCUAGAAACCAGCAACUGCAACAGGAAGGCUAUAGUGAGCAAGGCUACCUCACAAGAGAACAGAGUAGGAGGAUGGCUGCUAGCAACAUUUCUAAUGCAAACCAUCGCAGACAAGCCCAAGGAGGCAUUGACAUAUAUCAUCUUUUGAAAACAAGGAAAUCUAAAGAACAGGAAGGAUUCAUUAAUUUGGAAAUGCUGCCUCCUGAACUAAGUUUUACCAUUUUGUCCUACCUGAAUGCAACUGAUCUUUGCCUGGCUUCAUGUGUUUGGCAGGAUCUUGCUAAUGAUGAACUUCUCUGGCAAGGGUUGUGCAAAUCCACUUGGGGUCACUGUUCUAUAUACAAUAAAAACCCACCUCUAGGAUUUUCUUUUAGAAGAUUGUAUAUGCAGCUGGAUGAAGGCAGCCUCACCUUUAAUGCCAAUCCAGAUGAGGGAGUGAACUACUUUAUGUCCAAGGGCAUCCUGGAUGAUUCGCCAAAGGAAAUAGCAAAGUUCAUCUUUUGUACAAGAACACUAAAUUGGAAGAAGCUAAGAAUAUAUCUUGAUGAAAGGAGAGAUGUCUUGGAUGAUCUUGUGACAUUGCACAAUUUUAGAAAUCAGUUCUUGCCAAAUGCACUGAGAGAGUUUUUUCGACAUAUUCAUGCCCCUGAAGAACGUGGAGAAUAUCUUGAAACUCUCAUAACAAAAUUCUCACACAGAUUCUGUGCUUGUAACCCUGAUUUGAUGAGAGAGCUUGGCCUUAGUCCUGAUGCUGUCUAUGUACUGUGCUACUCUUUGAUCCUGCUUUCCAUCGACCUUACUAGUCCUCAUGUGAAGAACAAAAUGUCAAAAAGAGAAUUUAUUCGAAAUACCCGGCGUGCUGCUCAGAACAUUAGUGAAGAUUUUGUAGGGCAUCUUUAUGACAACAUCUACCUUAUUGGCCAUGUGGCUGCAUAAAAGCACAACUGUUAGGACUUUAGUUUUGAAAGGUGAAAACAACUAAAGCUAACCAAGAAAUUAAUUUGUAGAUAUGGGGGUUACACUAGUGCUGGUCAUUCUAACCUCUGCAUACAAUCAAGUGUAUGUAUACUACCUUUUUUUUUUUUUUUUUUUUUUAGUAAUUUACUAUGGGAACUGAAAGAUUUUUACAGAAAUUUUUCUUAAUUUUCUUUAUCAUGUUUUGCACAAAGCAGAGUCUGACACAACCAUUUAAAAAUAUUUAAGCUGACAUUACACUAAAAAUGUGGUAAAUUUGUGCAUUUGAUUUGCUUCAUAAAUCUUAACCAGUUCCAUUCUUUUAUAAAAUACCAUAUAAUGUGUACAUAUUUAACUAAAGAGAUUUAUAAUCAUAAUUAUUUUAUUGUAUAGUAUUUUAACUAAAGUUUUUCUUUUUCUCUCUAAAGUUGAGUUCUGAAUUUCUUUACUACUGAUCAGAGAUUGCAAUUGUUUUCCUGAAAGUCAGAUCUGACUUCUACGUGAUUCAUUAGUAACAAUAUUUAUUUCAUUUUUAAAGUAGAAAGGAGAAAACUAAUUUCUUUAUAAUUUUACGUUGCAUUUUAUCUGUAUAUACAUCUGUGUUUAUGUGUAUACACACGUAAUUAGACCCAUGAUUUUAGGGAGACAGCGUGACAUAAUAGUUAGAGUGCUAAAACUGGAGUGAGUCCUACCUGUAAUACUUUGUCACCUUAGGCAAGUCAUUCAACUUCUUAGUGACCUAUAUAAUUCCCUAAGACUAUAAAUUGUAGAUUAACUGGUGAUUAGCAUCUAUGGUGGGAGUUUCCAUAUUGGAAGUUCUAAUAUAUAAUGAUAAAAUCACUAGUCUGGUGCCACACCCCCAUGGAUGUGCACACAUAUAUGUAUACAUAUGUAUACAGCAACAUAAAGAUACAUGAUGAGUAUAAAUGGGUUGCAGCAUAUUGUCAACCAUUACUUUCAUGCAAGAAAUAGUAUGUGUCAUGUGUAUACAUAUAACUACAUAAAUAUAUGUAUAUGUACAUAUAAGCAUAUGUUAAUAUCUGGAGUAAGAAAGACAUGUUUUCCCCAUAAUUACUUUGCUAUUUCAGCUUAACCACUAAUUAAGUAAGAUACUGAGUAAUAUUUUUUUAACUAGAUAACACAUGAUCUUUGUCUUCUUAGAAUUUAUAUUUUAAUAGCAUUUAAAUUUUUUGUUUCAUACAGGUACAUCCUGUGAUGGAAAAAAAAUUUAAAAACUUAAGAUACUAUAACAUUCUUAUUCACUAUAGAUUACAUCUUGUUUCAAGAAUUGCUUUUCCUCAGUACUUGAAUAAAUUAGAAUAAAAUAUUCAUUAAGUAGCAUAAUAAAUCUUUCUUGACUGUCUUUAAAAUAGCAAGUGGUACUAUCUUCUCUGAAAUACUUUCUUGCCAGUAAGAUUUCAAAAGGGAUAUAGUAUUGUCAUUUCAAUCUGGUUAGGAAGUAAGCUGUUCCAAUUAAUCAGAUUGUUUUGGUUAACAGGAGGUUAUCUAUGCCAUAGAUAUAUUAUCAGUUUUUUAAAAAAUUAUAUUUUAAAGCAGGAAUUAUACAGAUCAUAGCUUAAUAAUUGAUAAUUCAGAAAAACCCAUUAAAAUUAUGAGUGUAUCUGUAUUUAUUGAGGCUCACCACUUUAAUCUAAAUGUUUCUUCCUCUCUUAUCCUUACCUCUCCCAAAAAUCUAUAUACAAAGAUGAAAGAGAUGAUUCAGUUUUGUAAGAUCACACUUAUGAAUUGGUAGAUAAGGCUUUUUUUCUUAUUUUGGAGAAAUGGAAGAAUAGGAAAAAAAAAAAAAAAAACAUUUAGAUCAAAGUGGAGAAACUCCAUUGUUGUCCAGAUCUGG
This is a messenger RNA of Sarcophilus harrisii (Tasmanian devil), 3391 nucleotides long. RefSeq names its product F-box protein 8 (gene FBXO8). Lineage: Eukaryota; Metazoa; Chordata; Mammalia; Dasyuromorphia; Dasyuridae. The record is from RefSeq and is a predicted model, not a curated record. The transcript has 8 exons. The coding region runs from base 559 to 1518 and encodes 319 amino acids. Gene Ontology annotation, biological process: regulation of ARF protein signal transduction. Gene Ontology annotation, molecular function: guanyl-nucleotide exchange factor activity; protein binding.